Bactrocera dorsalis (oriental fruit fly) is the source of this 2674-nucleotide messenger RNA. RefSeq names its product putative sodium/calcium exchanger 7. Gene Ontology annotation, biological process: monoatomic cation transport; intracellular calcium ion homeostasis; transmembrane transport. Gene Ontology annotation, cellular component: membrane. Gene Ontology annotation, molecular function: calcium:sodium antiporter activity. The record is from RefSeq and is a predicted model, not a curated record. Bases 283 to 2124 code for a protein of 613 amino acids. The transcript has 7 exons. Lineage: Eukaryota; Metazoa; Arthropoda; Insecta; Diptera; Tephritidae.
GUAUACCGUUGUAUUGCUAUACAUUAUUGAUUACAGUCCCCAUCACUAUCUAUAUGCUUUAUACAACGCGAACAGACAUUCCGCCUAACUAUCACCAUAUCACAGCGUUAUAUGGUGUUGUUUGUUCAAUUUUAAUAAUUUACUAUUCUGCAAGUGAAUCAGUUGAAAUAUUGCGAGUAAUUGGUAUUGUGACCAAUAGAAGUAACUCAUUUCUCGGAUGCACUUUACAAGCUUGGGGAAACAGUAUUGGUGAUUUGGUAUCAACUAUAGCUUUGGCACGUCAUGGGUAUCCGAGAAUGGGCUAUGCUGCUUGCUUCGGUGGUCCAUUUUUCAAUUCUAUUUCUUCAUUUGGUGGGGUUUUCAUAUAUGAAACAUUUCGCUCUGAAACCCCUAUUUUUUAAUAACAACGAUAAGAAUCGUUCAUUUUCUGAAUCGGAUUUAACAGAUCCAUAUAGACUCACCAGUCGGCUUGGCAUCAAAUAUCUAUAUGAGUAUAUUUCCAUAGACGAUCUAAAUAUUUUCAGAAGAAAGAAGUAUCCCCCAGGCUUCCACACCAAAAGCUUUAUACACCCGAAAACAAUUGAUGAAUCAGGGCUUCCAUUUAACUCCCUUGAAUCCGAAUACAGUUGUCAAUUUAAAAAGAGAUAUUUUAAUUUGAAGCCGAGUAUUUUAAGACGAUCUACAUCUUUACAUUUAGAAGGAUUGAUGCAAAAGAAAUCUGAACACCAAGAGCAAUUCCAACCAUAUACGUUUGAGGACUACAAACUGUCCCGUGGCAGUCUUAUUAAGAAGGCAGAAAAUUUAUAUAUGAGCGGUAUUAUCAACAUGGAACCAGAAUAUCGUUCAUCUUAUAUUUCUUAUCCCAUGGUUAACCGCACCUCAAAAAUUUUACCUCGAGAAGCGUUUCGUCUCUUUUCUGACCCUACGGAUAAGAACCCUCACCCAAAAGAGGGCAAGAAUACUAUAAGUAAGAAGCUUAUAGCUGAUAAAAUUACUAGUGAAAACAGCCUACAACAAAUUUGUGUUGAAACGAAAUAUAACACAGCCCCAUCUGAAUAUAAGCAACAGUUCGUACGAUUUCCUAUUGAAAAGGCGUGCUCAAUUCCACAAAUAAGUCACCUGAAAAUACAAGGUGAAUUUGGUGGUGUGCCCGAAUAUAAAGACAGUUUUAAAACCUACGAAACCUAUUUAAAGAGCGCACCCAUUAAAAAAGGCGAUAAUUUGCGAAUGCCUGGUGCUCAAGAAGUUGAUGUCGAAACAAAUGCGAUUUUAAAAUUUACGGAGCAUCGCGCGAAAUUAAAAGAUCCCACCGAAUUUGCAUCAAACGAAAAAUUACUAAAAGUCAAUAAUCAUAUAAAUCUAUGUGGUCAAUUCUCAAAAGAUCUACCAGAAUAUUAUGAAAGCUUCCGCGAUCCUCAGAUCAAACAUAUGCCUGAGCGUAGCAAAUGCCGUGAACCAUAUUUACGACUUAAAGGUAAAAUAGAAUUUAAUCCUGAAUAUAGAAAUACUUUUUUGGAUUUUCCUCGUUCACGCCCCGUUAUUCGAAAACCAGCUUCCACAUUGCGCUUGUCAAACGCGCCAAAUACAUCAAAAGGGGCAAUUACGAAAAAUAUCAAACAGUCACUACGUCCAAAAUUGGAGUCAUGUUCAACAAAUGUACACCCAAAGCAUGAAAACCAGCCCUCAGAUAUCAUCAUAACACCAGAAUAUCGUCGUGCCAAUUAUCAGUAUCAGAUGCGUGAACGGACGCCAGUUAGGAAUCUAAACGAGAAAAAAGGUGGCGAUUUUGAAGUGGGCCGUGAAUCUAAAACCAAAUUUGUAUCGAUUGUGACAGACCGAAAAAACUCUUUUCUUUCGACGAAAAUGGCUGGUAAGCAGAAGCGACGUAUUUUGUCUAAUCGAUUAAAACCCUCUGAGCAUCAACAAGGAACAGGUUCGGAAAAAGAGGUACCUUGUGCAACGAAAAAUGCCCCAAAAUAUGGUAGACGUGCUUCCGUACUUCCUAAUUCAUCGGUAUUCGAGUCCUCUGUUUCCAAUCAGGCAACUAGCGACAACCCCUUUGUGGUGUUGAAUGAACCUUAUAAGCAGUCUCCCUGGACGAAAAAGUCGUGGUAUGAAUCAUAAACAUUAUUCAAUAACAACAACUUUUAUGAAAUACAUAUGUGUAAUUUUUUUGUUUUCAUAAAAAUACAAAAUUCUUUGUUAUGGAGAAAAGAUUCAAUUAAAUAAUUUAUGGAUUCACAAAAAAUCUGUAUAUAAUAUAUUAUUAUUGUACACACACAUAAUAUGAAGAGGUAAGAGGUAUCGGUUGCUUAUGCUUCUGUUUUGGCAGUCACGUUUCAAUAAUGCAUUUAAUAUUUGUAAAAGUUAUUAUUUCCUCUCUGGUAAUACUUACUUUUAGGAUUUACAUACAUAUACAUAUGUAUGUGUAGUGAAGAGGUUCAUGUUAUUAUGUUCAAUGAAAUUAUUUAGUAAUUAUUAAUUUCAAAAAAUGUAUAUUUAUAUGUACAGCUGCGAACAUGAAAAUAGCAGUAAUUAUGGCAGUUUUGUAUAAAUAUAUUCAGCAACUUUAAAAAUAUAAGUGUUUACUUUAAAAUGUUCUGAUAAAUCAGUAAAACUUAUCUAAAUCUCAAAAUGUUAGUAAAAUAUGGGAAAUAAAGGCAAACUUCAGCUG